Molecule: messenger RNA, 4715 nt
Organism: Hyaloscypha bicolor E
Lineage: Eukaryota; Fungi; Ascomycota; Leotiomycetes; Helotiales; Hyaloscyphaceae
Exons: 2
Source: RefSeq, a predicted model, not a curated record
AGCCAGCAAGCAUAAACACCGCAGAGACUGGUCUUCGCCUCGCCUAAUCUUGCUUCCGUACUCUGUACUUCGGCGACAUCUUCACUUCUUCUAUCCUUCCUCACCUUCUUCGUGCUGAAGCAUUGCGCAUGCAGUCGACCGAGGCUGCUGGGAGCUGAACAUUGAUUGCCGUAAUCUGACGGAGCUGAGCUUCUCUCCUGCCCAUCGACGAUCACCAGCACGCGCAAUCCUCUCUUCGCCCCCAUCGCCCCCAUCCGCCUCCCCCCACGAUCGCAGCCCCAAUGCCUACAAAUACAUGGUCACAACAAUAGAUGUCUCGUGAGCCUCGAGUCUGCGAAGGUUGCCCACGAUGGCGCACCCAAAUGCUAGCGAUGCAAUGAGCCCCCACUCUGCUGGUGGAUCGAACAUCUCAUACGCUGCGAAUGUCAAUCGACAGAAGACCAAGAAAUGGGCUGAAGCCAAACCCGCGAACUAUGGAGGUGACGAUUGGGGAGAUGACGACUAUGAUUACGAUCCUGCUCCACAACCAGUAUCUAAGCCGACAGGACUUCGGCAGCAAGGCCAGGCAAUACAAAGUCCCACGGUGAAGUCCAAUUCACCAAGUAUUGACAGUAGGAAAUAUGGUGAUUUGCCGCCUCUGCCAGGAGCAAGCAAUCCACCACACAAGCGAUCGCACUCAUUCGAUCCGGACGAUGAGAAGCGCAACUUUUCCUCCACCACCGUCCGCCAACCUUCACCCCCAACGACUGAAUCACCGUCGAAUCCCCCAGCGACUCGAUUCUCACAAAUGACUGGCGUCCCAGCUGCACGAAACACCAGCGGUCCUCCUCUACAAAUCUCGACCCAGUCAGCCACGCAGCCUCCCACUGGUCUUCGGAAGUCGAGCCAAGUCGUUUCCCCUGUCUCUGGGUCACCUCAUCCAGACAUAUCGAAAGUUGGGCGAGUGAAUACCGGGGAAGACAGUCCAGCAGGGAUAUCUUCUGUCGUAUCGCCUACGUCAGAUACAACUCCGUCAAGCGACUACCAAGCUCGACGAGACUUUUCCCCCUCUGCUGUCCCACCACCUCUUACGACUCGUUCUCCUGCUCCUCAUAUUGCCACCGACUCGCCGACCACGAGGUUUCCUCCACGGAAGAGCAGCAUGAGUCAAUCUGCAGGACCCGACUUGGCGGACAUUGGUGGGCCAACUCACGCACAAGCGGCUCCAAAGCCAUGGACUGCUCCUCGAUCAUCUUCGCCAGGUGCUGCUCCCCGAUCAUUCUCGCCUGGUGCUGCUGCUCGAUCACCCGCCGCUUCAUCAGCCAAACCUCUUCCAUUUAUUCGUCCAGCCGAUAUCUAUCGUCGAAUGGACGAAGAACGUGAGAAGGAGCGGCAAUCACUAGAUUCUGGGAGACCAAGCAUGGACUCGAUUGUGGGUGCCAAAGCGAGUGAAAGAUCAGACUCUCCUGCAAAAUCCAACAUUAGAGAUUCGAGCUCUGACAGUCUGGGUCAACGACGGAGCAGAACUAGCUUAGAUGCGGACGAUGGCUCCGAAUCUGGAUGGCAGAGACCCAUACUGGAGCCCGUCACGGAGAGGAAGAGUGAAUAUGGAUUCGAGGGUGUCAAUGUUGAUGAUCACACAUCGCAACAAGAAUCUCAUUCCAAAGCACCGGAACCGACUACAUCUGAGCAAGAUCGCCUGGACGUGGAAGAGGCCCGCCGAUUUUCAACAAGUCCCAAACUACCAGAUCUGAACCGAAUAUCUGGCUUUGGAAUGGACUUGUUCUCCCAAUCGAAACCCGAAGACUUAGACUCUUCGCCGACUAAGGAUAAGGAAGUCACUCUUACAAGCCCCGCGACAGUCCAUUCUACUUCAUCUAAUGCGGACGAUUUUACCCUCCAACAUCAGCAAACACUUGGAUUUAGAUCUGUGGUCAAUCAAGCUUUUGACAGAGCCGAUGAUUCGUCAGUCCCUGAUACGCCUGCCUCACAACCAACCGGCGGUGUCAGCCGGAGUGUUAGCGAGAGUACCGGUACCGAUGGCAUCAGCCCAAUCAUGAGCCGUGUGCCUAGUGCAGCUGUUCGAGGUGGGAAUCGAGACCCGUCUAACCCUUCAAUUCUUGAGGUUGUCAACGAGCCAGACUCGCCAGAGGAACCACAAGGACAGGAGGAAGCUCAUCCGGAAUCGGUGCCAGAGGGCCCUCCACCGGGUUUCAGACCUGGAUACCGUCGUGAGGUCAGUACACCAGGCCGCGAGAAUAGCCCAGCGAGACAUCCAGAGGUGGCAAAAACGAACAUUAUUACAAGCGGACAGCACGCGGUCGUAUCCGAGACCUCGCCACCGGAUGAGGAGCCGCUUCAACCUCCACGACCCAUAGUCGACCGAGAGCAAAGCUUCCGCCCUGCGCUUCCUGGCGGAUGGACCUCAUAUACUACAUCAACGAACAGUGACACUCCAAAUUUACCUGCUAUUGAACGGAAACCAACACCCGUCAUUGAAGCAACUCCUGUCCCUGUCCCUGCAAGCCGCAAGAAUGACAAUUAUGAUAUCACACCGGCUUCCACUAGAAACCAAUUGCCACACUCUACGUCCAGCGCAGCUUUUGUCGGAGCACUUGGUGGCAGUUUAGCUGAAGCAGCCUCGCAUAAGCGUGACAAGGCUAGCCCCAGCGGAACACCAGUCUCAGACAGCCCACGUGUUCUUCCUGCCAGAAGGGACCUUCCGACACCUGAUUCCACGGCACCUCCUGGUGGAAAUCUGUACUCAACUGCAAAUCCGGAUCCCAGACUUCUCCCAAAACUCGAGCAAGCUCCCCCAGAGACACAACUACGCCCAGAUGUAGUCAAUAGGCCUGACUCAGACGAGUCCAGCGUGGCACCGCCUCCUCUGCCAAAGGAUAACCCUAAGCAAGAGUCUCCAGAUAAUGACCCAGACUACUUCCCGACACCAACUGCGCCACUGAAGCAAAAGACUCUAGAUGACGUCGGAUCGCUCGAGCCCCCACGCAGACCUGAAAUCUUGCCAACUCUAAGUUCAGAUAACAGAGAAUAUGACGACGAGAACGAUAAACUUCGCAACGAAAUCGUCAAGAGUCUGAGCAGACCCACCACUGCUGAUCAGCAUCGUGGAAGCAUGUUGGGAUUGGAUGAUGGAGCGUCAGGUAAACAGGGUCGUGAAAGCACAUAUCUCCCAACGGAGUAUGAUAAUUAUUGGGCCACUACUGGUGAAGACGAGGAGUCAGCUCCAGCUGUUGCUGGUGCAGAACCAAAACAUGGAGAGCUGCACCAAUCCGAAACAGUCUCGCCAGUUGCAACAGAACGUUCCGCUGCGCCUGAGAUUGAUUCACCUAUUAUUCCUCCUCUUAGUCCUCGUCGGCCAGAGGCCUCCGAGGAGUAUCAACGACCUUCCCUUCCCCCACGCUUCUCGUGGGAAGAGGGCUCAGAAAAUGUAUCUGUCGGUCCGCAGGUGGAGCCGACUACGGCUGUGGGUUCAGAUCAUGAUCUACACAGUGCAGCAAAUGAGCCCGCAAACCCUGUUGAAGCAACAAGCUUGACCCAACCUAUCUCAAAUACUGGGGAGGUUGACCGUGGUCAGCCAUCUCCUGUAGGCUCAGGACGAGGUCUUGAAGGUCCAGAUUCUAGGGUGGAACAAAAAACAUUAUUCGACGACCACCAUGUUGGUAGAGAUGCUGCACUGCUAGCUGGCGGAGCCACCCCCGUAGGUGCCGUUGUUGCCGCGCACAGCCCAAAGCCACCGACACAUGAACGUCGACUCUCUCUGGCCGAAGAGAAAGAUCCCCAGAUCUCGUCUUACCCCGUGUCUCCUACUCCCCCUGAAGAUGAGCACCCAGCGAACUCUCCAACUCCGUAUUUGUCACCCUUCACAAGUCAAUUUUCACACGCCCCAAGCUUCGUGUCAGCUGUCGGUUCGCCUGUUAAGGCACCAAUGUCACCUAGUGGCAGCAAGUUGUUUGCCUUCAAAGACAUUGUAACUAUACAAUCGCCACAGCAACGAAUUCAAACAUUUGAUGAAACCAGACAUCGUUGGGCAAACAUGGAUUCUGGCCUCAACGACUGGAUGGCCAAGCUGCAAGCUCAAUAUCCUGAGCAUGCAAAUACUUCCGGAUCUUGGACCGGGUCAAGAACGAGUGUCCCAAGCGGAUCUGCAAGAUCCAAAUUUGCAAAGUCUCCAGGCGGUGGAGCACCACCACUUCAGGAGCCUUAUUAUCGACAAUACUUGAAUGCUUCGCCAACCACACCCUCCACACCAACACGACCGGGCCCGUCUCCGGGAGCCCCUAGUCUGCAACCUGGAUCUCAACAAAGCUUCUCUCCUGCUGGCAACAAACUGACCACCCAACAGGUUCAAGCAAAAGGAAAGGAAUUCCUUCAUUCUGCUGGAGUAUUUGGCGGCAAGGCAGGGAAAGCAGGAAAGGGUUUACUUGCAAAGGGCAAGAACAAACUUCGUGGAGCCGGUGGCGGAGACAAGGUAGAUUGAAUUCUCCUUCAGAGCCGGACCGCACGUGGCGACUGGGCGUUUUUGCAAUCUGAAAUUGCGUGCAUUUCCAAGACUAAUCGCGCGAAUGGGUUUUCUUCUUUGUCAGCUGUCGUCCUGCUUAGCAGGCUGUGUACGACUAGGGGAAAUUGCAGCCUUCUCAACAUGUCAUCUCCUUGCCAUCAUGCCCUGCGCUUGAUUGAACAAAUUACUAAGUUUUGAUCCCCCCUACAGGAAAGCC